This is a messenger RNA of Alnus glutinosa, 3594 nucleotides long. Its product is annotated as lysine-specific demethylase JMJ13. The transcript has 11 exons. Gene Ontology annotation, molecular function: histone demethylase activity. NCBI's taxonomy places the organism in Eukaryota, Viridiplantae, Streptophyta, Magnoliopsida, Fagales, Betulaceae. The coding region runs from base 468 to 3089 and encodes 873 amino acids. The record is from RefSeq and is a predicted model, not a curated record. Gene Ontology annotation, biological process: chromatin remodeling. Gene Ontology annotation, cellular component: nucleus.
CUGUCUGAACGUUUUUUCGGUUUUCUAAGCCCCUCUCUCUCUCUCUCUCUCUCUUUCUCUCUCAUAAAUCCACUGUUUGUCUCUCUUCCUUCGUAACCCGUAACCGGAAAACCUCGUUUCUCGCCGGAAAACCAGGGUUUUCUCCGGCGAAGAGCCUCAGCGUCUCGCCGGAAAACCGGGGGUCCCUGUCUCAUUCUCUUCCUUUGGUUAACAUUUCGUUUUCCGUGGCUCGGGCUUAGGACGCCUCGGAUCUCCGAUUCUGAACCGGUCCGGUCUCGCUGGUGGCGUUUCGAGAGAAUGUGGCGCGCCUGGUUCGCCUUGAAGGCUUGGUGUUGAUUUUUUGAUUGCUGGAAUCGCGAUCUAGGGUUUGGUUGUCGGGAUUCGGAUUCGGUUUGUGGUUGUUUUGGAUUCUGUGCUCGGCCGAGCAAACGAAGACGGAGGCCUAUACAGAAGGGCUUCGGAAUGAGAUGGUAGAAGGAAGGGGCUGUUUUUCCAAAGAAGCUAAAAAUGGGUUAGAAUUUCUGAAGCGUAAAAGGCUUCAGCGAAUGAAAUCAGAAACCGUUACUCAGACUGUGAGGGUCACUAACGUGAUGACUAGGAGUGGAGGAGAUGCUUUGAGAGCUACAGGAUCAUGUGGUGUGAGGCUGCAUGGUGGUGCAGAAGUCUUUUCAAAGCGCAAGGUUGACAAGUUUGACACAAGCGAUUUAGAAUGGACUGAGAAAAUUCCGGAGUGCCCUGUAUACCGUCCAACAAAGGACGAGUUUGAGGAUCCUUUGGUCUAUUUGCAGAAGAUAGCUCCAGAAGCCUUGAGAUAUGGUAUAUGCAAGAUUAUUUCCCCAUUGAGUGCUUCCGUUCCAGCUGGGAUUGUAUUGAUGAAGGAGAAAUCUGGUUUCAAGUUCACAACUAGAGUACAGCCUCUUCGUUAUGCAGAGUGGGACUCUGAUGACAAGGUCACCUUUUUCAUGAGUGGAAGAAAUUAUACAUUUCGUGAUUUCGAGAAAAUGGCAAACAAGGUUUUUGCUCGUAGAUAUUGUAGUGUGGGAAGUCUUCCUGCCACAUACAUGGAAAAAGAUUUUUGGCAAGAAAUUUCUUGUGGGAAGACAGAAACUGUUGAAUAUGCAUGCGAUGUUGAUGGUAGUGCCUUUUCAGCUUCUCCCAGUGAUCAGCUUGGAAAUAGCAAAUGGAAUUUGAAGAAUCUUUCACGGUUGCCGAAGUCCAUUUUGCGUCUUCUGGAUAGAGCUAUUCCGGGUGUCACUGACCCUAUGCUUUACAUUGGAAUGCUGUUCAGUAUGUUUGCUUGGCAUGUGGAAGAUCAUUACUUGUACAGUAUAAAUUAUCAUCACUGUGGGGCAGCAAAAACUUGGUACGGCAUUCCAGGUCACGCGGCUUUGGAAUUUGAAAAGGUGGUCAGGGAACAUGUCUAUACUCGCGAUAUUUUAUCAACUGAUGGCGAGGAUGGAGCUUUUGAUGUUCUUCUGGGGAAAACUACUUUGUUUCCACCCAAUAUUUUGUUGGAACAUGGUGUACCUGUCUACAAGGCUGUGCAAAAGCCUGGGGAGUUCAUAAUUACCUUCCCAAGAGCAUAUCAUGCUGGAUUUAGUCAUGGUUUCAAUUGCGGCGAGGCAGUGAACUUUGCAAUUGGUGAUUGGUUUCCGUUGGGGGCUGUAGCUAGCCGGCGCUAUGCAUUUCUUAACAGGGUACCUCUGCUUCCUCAUGAGGAACUUCUGUGUAAUGAAGCAAUGCUUCUCUAUACGAGUUUAGAACUUGAAGAUUUGGACUAUUCAUCUGCAGACUUUGUCUCUAAUCGUUGGGUUAAGAUUUCUUUUGUAAAUCUGAUGCGUUUCCAGCAUUGUGCCCGAUGGGCUUUGAUGAAAUCAGGGGCUUGCACUGGUGUUUCUUCAUUCUCGCAUGAAACUAUUGUAUGCAGCAUAUGCAAACGGGAUUGUUAUGUAGCUUACAUCAACUGCAACUGUUACAUGCACCCUGUGUGCCUUCGCCAUGAUAUUGAGUCUCUUGGCUUCUCGUGUGGGAGUGAUUAUACUCUCUUUUUGAGGGAGGAUAUUUCAGAAAUGGAAGCUGCAGCCAAGAAAUUUGAGCAGGGAGGAGGGGGAAUAUCAGAGGAGAUUCAUCGGCAUGCUAGAAGUGGUAAUGACUUGGAUUCGCCUCGGUUUUCACAUAUGUUUCAGAGAGCUGAAGAAGAUGGAUAUUCUCCUUAUUGCGAGAUAAAAUUUGAGUUGAACCCUCAGCUUUCUGUUACAACUCAGUUGUCACAAGAGGUAGAGUGUGUUGCUGAUAGCCAGCCCGUGUUGAGUUCUGCCAAAGAAAAUAUGAGAUCUGAAGUAUCUGAAGCCUCUGUUUCUUAUGCUGCAUCAACUCUUUCUUCUUCAGUAGAGCCUCUUGAGAGUUCAUCUGUACCAAACAAUGUAAAGGGGAAUGCUAACUUUAAUUUUGGGAAUCCUGACUCUAAAAAGUAUUCUGAAGAAGCUUCACGGUGUGCAUAUGAAUCUUAUCUAUCCUCACAGUCUUGUGAUGAAUAUUGGACUUCACUUCCGAACAAUCUUCAUAGACCAGGGGUUAAGCCUAUUGUGGAUCAAGACAGUGAUGAUUCUGAUUCAGAGAUAUUUAGGGUCAAGCGUCGUACUUCACUGAAGGUGGAUAAAAGAGAUGUGAAUGAGGCCAUGCGCGCAAAACAUUCUGAUCACCAGGGGCUUAAACGGCUGAAAAAAGUCCAGGCUGAAGGGAGAUGCGAGCAAGUGGUGCGCUCUGAUUGCUGCAGAACCGAUGAAUCUAAUUGUAAAUCUGUUCCCCCUAGUAAUUGUAAAGAAGCUCCAGAUAGUGCUUUGAGGGACAGGUUUGGCAGAGGAAGUGGCAUUCCCAUUUCCAUAAAGUAUAAGAAGUUGGGCAAUGAGGAAGCAAUAAGUAGACAGCGAGAACACCACAGGAAGGAUAGUAGGUAUCAGCUUGAAUUGGGAAAGGCCAUAAGGGAACCACCCCCAACAGAGAACGGGCCGAAGCGCCUUAAAGUCAGAGGCCCGUCAUACGUAGGGACAGAGAGCAGGUUUGAAUUGAAGUUUAGAUCACUAGAGUGACAAGAGAAAUCUUCUUGGCCUGCCAUAUAAUCUUGAGAGAGCCUGACUUUGCUAACUUGAUUUUCUCUAAUGGGGUUCUAACAAUACGGAUAAUCUAAAAAGAUUGAUUAUGGGAGCAGUGGCAAAAAAAUUAACCAAGAUUAGGAUUAAAAUUUAUAUUCUUUGUGCAGGCCUCAAAUUGGGGCAAUAUGCACGGGUGGUGAUUCUUGGGGUUCUUCGGCCGGGGUGUUUUUCUGUGUCUUUGGCAGGAGAACCUUCCUGCAGCAUGCUAGAAGGUUGAUCUCAUUAGUGAAUGAUGUAAAUUUGUUUGUUUUUUUUUUUUUUAAUCACUCUGAUUAAUUUUUGUGGAGAAAGUGGGUGUGUACACCCAUUGGUCUCUAAUUUUAAGCUCAAGUCCCGCUGCAUCCCUUGCUAGGUUCUUUAUUCAUUUUGUAGCAAAUUGGUCUUUUGUACCUUGGACUACUUUAAUAAAAUGCAGAGAAAUUACUUUUUUCUCUUUAAUAUA